AUGGAAGCAAAGGCAGCGGAUCUUCUCGCGGCCUUCAAAAACCCCAAUGUCUCCAUUGACUCCCGAGUGAACCACCUCACUAGCAUCAAGUCCGAUAUCAAACAGAAAAACGUCCCCGAGGGUGCCAUUCCGACAUUGUUCGAGGCCAUCCGACUCGCCAUCACUUCUCAGCACUAUUCCGUCUCUAGCGCUGGCUUUUCCACUCUUGGCCAUUUCUUGAAGCGGCUUUCGAUCCAAGACCAACAGCAACACAUCGCCAAUGCGGCGCGAGGCUUCUACCCUCUGUUGAUGGAGCGUCUCGGUGACCACAAAGAACGAAUCCGAGCCCAGUCCGCGUCAAUAUUUACCGAGCUGUGGCCGAUAGCUGGCGAGGAUGUGGAAUACUAUGUGCUGCAAUGCGCUCUGGUGGGCAAAAAUCCCAGAGCAAAAGAAAUGAGCAUGCUUUGGCUGUCCAAUAUGACAAAAAACCACGGUUUAUUGUUCCGCUCGCAUGUACCGUCUCUGGUUGCAUGCUUAGAGGACGCCGAUAGUGCCGUUCGGGAUACGGCAAGAUUGGUGGUGGUGGAAUUAUUCCGAAAUGCACCUGCGAGAGCCAAAUCUGACCUGCAGAAACAGCUGGUCGCGCGCGGGGUAAGAAAAUCAAUUUCUAACGCCAUCCUCUCCGGCAUUGGGCUCGGCGCCGAUGAGCCUCAGACUGCCACUCGCCCUAUUUCCCACGCUGAGCGUCCGAUCUCAGUCAUGUCCUCCCGUUCACAUGCCAAAGAACUUUUAGAUGAUGAACCGGAAUUUUCGAAAAGUAGGCCCAUCUCGCGAAUUCACCACGACCGAUCAGCUCAAUCUGUUGAGCCUCCUUCGAGGCCUAAGACACCGGCUGAAACCCCUAUUUCUCAAAGUCCAUCUCAAGAAGAUGGCGUUGAGCCGCUUCUUGUCUCGUCUCCCCGGGACAUUGACGAUCUCGUGCGCGAUAUGCUUCCUUGGUUUGAUGGCAAGGAGUCGGAGGACAACUGGCUAAAGCGCGAGAAGAACGUUAUUCUAUUCCGAAGACUCACCUGCGGUAAUGCGCCUCAUGAUUUCUCCCAGAGCUAUCUUGGUGCUACAAAAACACUCCUUGACGGAUUCUUCAAGGUUGUCCAUUCCUUGCGAACGACGCUUUGCAGCAAUGGCUGCCUUUUGAUCCAAGAUAUCGCCCGAGUCUGCGGGCCUAGAAUCGACGGGAUGGUUGAAAUCAUGAUGCAGAACCUCAUUAAACUCUGCUCAUCUUUGAAAAAGAUUGCUGCACAGAAUGGCAAUGCAGCAGUUGAUGCGGUCCUAAGCAACGCAACCUACUCUAUUCGUAUCCUUCAACAUGUCCACUGGGCUUGUCAGGACAAGAACGUGCAAGUACGCUUAUUUGCUGCUGGAUGGCUCCGGACUUUGAUCACCCGACAAGCCCAUCAAAAGAGUACCGUUGAGCACGGUGGUGGUCUGGACCUCGUCGAAAAGUCAAUUAAGAAAGGCCUAGGUGAUGCCAACCCCGGUGCAAGGGAAGGUUUCCGUAGCACUUUCUGGACAUUCUACAGCGUUUGGCCUUCUCAGGCUAAUGCCAUAAUGGCUGAUCUUGACGCGAAAUCUCGGUCUUUACUGGAAAAAGAUGCGUCGAACCCGAAUGGAGGUAGAAAGCCCACCACUCCUGCAAAGGGUCCUGGUGGCCCCGGUGGAGCACGUUCGGCUCUCAGAGAUGUUAUUGCUGCUCGCAAAAAGGCUGCUAUGCCGUCCCGCCCCGAGUCUGCUCAAUCGGCUUUCGACACGCUAGAUCCUGCACCUAAGCCUGCGAUGCGCAGUGUACCCACCGGCGCGCCGCUUUCGUCCUUGUCAUCGGCACCUAUGCGACCUGGCGCGAAGCCUCGACGACCCGAAAUAAACCGCCCUGCAACUGCUGAUCCUUAUGCGUCCCGACCUGAAUCUCGAGCUGGUCAAACUACCAGUAAGCCGACCAGCUCGCCAAGAUCCGUGAGGUCCAAGACAUCAACGCCUUCUUCAAAACCGAUUAGUGCUCCUCGUCUUCGGCCCCACGAAGCUGGACAGACCGGUACCACCCGCGGCAAGCCUAAAAAGCUUGAUCUGUCAAAGUCAAAGUCUCACGGCGAUCUCCGUGCGGUCAGCCACUCGCGAAGCAAUUCUGACGAUAGCAUUGCAAACCAGAAUGCCCACCACGUGGAUCCACCGAUUGCACUGGAAGAUCAAGACUCGCCAGCACAUGUCGUAUUGGAAAGCCCUCCACUGGCCCCAUCUCAGCCACCGUCUCUUUAUCACGAACAGACCGAGAUUAGCCGUCAAGCCACACCGGAGCCUGAAGUGAAACCACAACCGCUCUCACCUGAAGAGGCUCGUAGUGAUACUCCAUCCCCACGUGCCGAAAUGUCGUAUGCAGGAUCGCCUUUGCGCCAUUCCGUUUUGAGAUCUGAACCUGAGCCAGUUGCCAGGAGUCAACCCGAGGAGAUGAUUAUAUAUGAAGACCCUGCUACACCUGUGGCUGCAGAGGCCCAUGUACCCGAAGCCGAACCUGAGGUGCUCUCGAUCACUGAAAGAUCACCGCGCUGUGCCGAAGAACAACAGUCCUACGAUGAGCCCAUUCCGACGACACCAGCCAGGUUGGAAACCCCGGCUAAAAACCCUGGUCUGGAAUUGGCUCCCACGCAAGGUAUGAUGGAUGGUGUGAAUGAAUCGUCGCCCCAAUCCGUUCGCAGGUCCCCUCUUCGAGGAAGCCCUUCUCCAUCGAGAAACCGAGCUCCCGCCACGCCUUCUGGCAGGGACUCUGCUUCUCCGCAGCGACCUAUUCCAGCGCCCAUCUUCGAGUCGAUAACCAAUAACGAGAAUGCCACUGCACAGCUGAACAAGCUCUCAACCCCACGACCUGUCACCAAACCAGGCGCCCUGGAAGAAAUGCCCCUGAACGAGACAGUCUCACAAACAAGGGGCCGGUCUGCUGAAUCUCCAAGCCAGAGUACAACAAGCGAGGAACCUGUUCGCCGUCGAAAGUGGGCUGAGCGGCAUCGAAGCCCAAGUCCUCGAUCUAAGGACCCCGCCAAUGCGCAAGAGAUGCUUGGAAAAGCUCUCAGCCGCAUCGGCUCUAAGACAAUCGAUAUUUCUGGAUACCGCAAGCUCCAAGGGCUUUUCCAGUACCACGGCGAAGAGAUCGUCACUCGCAACCAGGACUACUAUGCAAUGCUCGAUGCUCUGCUGGGUGAAUUGGAGUCGGCGCCCACCAGCCGAAAGGAUCACGAUGUGAAAACCCAAAUCCUGGCGACUAUCCGCUCCAUGCUCCUCCGGACAAGUGAGCUAUUUCACCGAUACGACGUCCGUGCAAUGGCGGCGAUCAUUCGCGCACGACGACACUACGAGUCGAGCUCACACUUUGUCACCUGUCUAGAGGAAGUGGCGGAGCAACUGGUCUCUCUGGUUUCAACCACUACAGUCAUUGACGGUGUCCUACGGGGUCUAGACCUGGGUGAGGACUCUCACAGCGAAGGGGCCUCCCGAUCGAUCAUCAUGGGUCUCUCGAUUAUCCACCAGUCUCUUUUCCAGGGGCCCGCCGAGAUCUCCGACGACACCUUGGUGACUGUUGGAACAGUGGUCAGCCAGCAAUUAGGCCAUCCCCGACCCGGAGUGCGCAAGCAGGCCACCGAGCUUUGUACACUGCUGAACCUCAAGUUCGGUCUGGACCGAGUGCAGAAGGCAACUCCAGCAGCUGGGGAGGGAUCGCUCAAUCUUCUCACGUAUUUCAUGGCUCGCCGGUCCCGAUAA
Molecule: messenger RNA, 3783 nt
Organism: Penicillium maclennaniae
Lineage: Eukaryota; Fungi; Ascomycota; Eurotiomycetes; Eurotiales; Aspergillaceae
Exons: 4
Coding region: 1-3783 (1260 amino acids)
Biological process (GO): astral microtubule depolymerization; mitotic spindle assembly
Cellular component (GO): mitotic spindle midzone; spindle microtubule; mitotic spindle
Molecular function (GO): microtubule binding
Source: RefSeq, a predicted model, not a curated record